Eurypyga helias (sunbittern) is the source of this 3006-nucleotide messenger RNA. RefSeq names its product unconventional myosin-X-like. Gene Ontology annotation, molecular function: protein binding; ATP binding; cytoskeletal motor activity. Gene Ontology annotation, cellular component: myosin complex; cytoskeleton. The record is from RefSeq and is a predicted model, not a curated record. NCBI's taxonomy places the organism in Eukaryota, Metazoa, Chordata, Aves, Eurypygiformes, Eurypygidae.
AUGCCAGACCAGUUUGAUCAGACAGUGGUGCUUAACCAGCUGCGCUAUUCUGGGAUGUUGGAGACAGUCAGGAUUCGGAGGGCUGGCUUCCCAGUCCGGAGGCCCUUUCAAGACUUUUAUAAAAGGUAUAAAGUCCUCAUGAGAAACCUAACUCUGCCCGAAGAUGUAAAUGAGAAAUGUGCCGUCCUACUUCGUCUGUAUGACAACACCAGCACUGAAUGGCAGCUUGGAAAAAAUAAGGUUUUUCUCCGGGAGUCCUUGGAACACAAGUUGGAGAAACAGCGAGAGGUGGAAGUCACCAGGGCAGCAAUGAUUAUCCGAGCGCACAUCUUAGGUUAUGCAGCCCGAAAGCGGUACAGAAAGGUUCUCUACUGUGUGGUUGUGAUACAGAAGAACUACAGAGCAUUCUGUGGUAGGAAAAGGUUCCUGUGCCUGAAAAAAGCAGCCAUUAUCCUUCAGAAGCAGCGGCGAGGCCAGCUUGCUCGACGUGUUUACAGGGAGCGACUGGAGGAGAAGCGGAGACAAGAGGAGGAAAGAAGGAAAGAGGAGGAAGAAAGAGAAAGACAAAGGCAAGAAGCAGAGCGUCUUGCCCAGCAGGCUGAAGAAGAGAGAAAGAAGCAGGAACUGGCUGCCAUUCAGAAAGCCCAGAAGGAGGCAGAGCUGAAACAAGAGGUGGAGAAGCAGAAAGAGAGGAGGCAGGUGGAAGAAAUCCUGCGUCUGGAAAAAGAAAUCGAAGACCUGCAGCGUGUGAAGAAGCAGCAGGAGCUGUCCCAGCUUCGAGAUGAGGAACUCCGACGGCUGGAGGAUGAAGCAUGUCGAGCAGCCCAGGAGUUCCUGGAAUCUCUGAACUUUGAUGAGAUUGAUGAAUGUGUCCGAAACAUCGAGAUGUCUCUCUCUGUAGGCAAUGGGUAUCCUGCUGAGCUGACUGAACAAGCUGGAAACGCCUGCAGUGAAAAGCCCAAUUUUAACUUCAGCCAGCCAUAUCCCGAGGAGGAGGUAGAUGAGGGCUUUGAAGCUGAUGACGAUGCAUUUAAGGAUUCGCCCAACCCAAGUGAGCAUGGCCACUCUGAUCAAAGGACCAGUGGCAUCAGAACAAGUGAUGAUUCCUCAGAAGAGGAUCCCUACAUGAAUGAUACUGUUGCUAGCAACACCAUGCUCAUACCUCCUACCCACGAGACAGUCAGUCUGCACAACUCUUCAGGUGGCGAAUCCACAUACUGCAUGCCAGAAAACGUGUCUUGUAGACCCCCAGACUCUGUGGAACUUAUUUCUCCCGAUGGAGACUACGAUUACGACCAAGACGAUUAUGAAGAUGGUGCUAUCACUUCUGGUAGCAGUGUGACCUUCUCUAAUUCGCACAGUAGCCAGUGGUCACCGGACUACCGAUACUCAGUGGGGACAUACAAUAGCUCUGGAGCAUACCGCUUCAGCUCUGAAGGAGCUCAGUCUUCUUUUGAAGACAGUGAAGAAGAUUUUGACUCCAGGUUUGAUACGGAUGAUGAACUUUCCUACCGGAGGGAUUCGGUCUACAGCUGUGUCAGCCUGCCCUACUUUCACAGCUUUCUGUACAUGAAAGGUGGCUUAAUAAACACAUGGAAGCGACGCUGGUGUGUCCUGAAAGAUGAGACCUUCCUGUGGUUUCGUUCCAAGCAGGAAGCACUUAAGCAGGGUUGGCUUCACAAAAAAGGGGGUGGAUCAUCUACACUUUCCAGAAGGAACUGGAAGAAACGAUGGUUUGUUCUCAGACAGUCCAGGUUGAUGUACUUUGAAAAUGACAGCGAAGAAAAGCUAAAGGGUGCCAUUGACGUCCGAACAGCCAAAGAGAUUGUUGAUAAUACAGGAAAAGAAAAUGGUAUUGAUUUAAUAAUGGGGGAUAGGACCUACCACUUAAUUGCUGAGUCUCCCGAGGAUGCAAGCCAGUGGUUCAGCGUACUGAGUCAGGUCCACGCGUCCACAGAGCAAGAGAUCCGAGAGAUGCACGAUGAGCAGGCAAAUCCACAGAAUGCCGUGGGUACACUCGAUGUAGGACUAAUUGAUUCUGUCUGUGCUGCUGACAAUCCAGACAGGCCCAACUCGUUUGUGAUCAUCACCGCUAAUCGUGUGCUUCACUGUAACGCUGACACUCCUGAAGAGAUGCAUCACUGGAUAACGCUGCUGCAAAGGUCGAAGGGGGACACGAGAGUGGAGGGACAAGAAUUCAUUGUGAGGGGAUGGCUGCACAAGGAAGUAAAAAACAACCCCAAGAUGUCUUCAUUAAAACUGAAGAAGCGUUGGUUUGUUUUGACGCACAAUUCUCUGGACUACUACAAGAGUUCGGAGAAAAAUGCUUUGAAAUUGGGUACACUGGUCCUAAACAGCCUCUGCUCAGUGGUCCCACCUGAUGAAAAGAUCUUCAAAGAGACGGGUUAUUGGAACGUAACCGUAUACGGACGCAAACACUGUUACCGUCUCUAUACGAAGCUGCUUAACGAGGCGACCCGCUGGUCAAGCGCCAUCCAGAACGUGAUUGACACAAAAGCGCCGAUCGACACACCGACUCAGCAGCUUAUUCAGGAUAUUAAGGAAAACUGCCUGAAUGCUGAUGUGGUUGAACAGAUUUAUAAAAGGAACCCUAUUCUUCGUUACACUCAUCAUCCAUUGCACUCGCCACUGCUGCCACUGCCGUAUGGGGACAUCAAUCUGAACUUGCUGAAAGACAAAGGCUACACAACUCUGCAGGACGAAGCCAUCAAGAUAUUUAAUUCUUUACAGCAGCUGGAGUCUAUGUCUGAUCCCAUCCCUAUAAUCCAAGGUAUCCUCCAAACGGGGCACGAUUUACGCCCUCUUCGAGACGAGCUCUACUGUCAGCUCAUCAAGCAGACCAACAAGGUGCCGAACCCCGGCAGCGUGGGCAACCUGUACAGUUGGCAAAUACUCACCUGCAUGAGUUGCACGUUCCUGCCAAGUCGCAGCAUCCUCAAGUAUCUGAAGUUCCACCUCAAAAGGUGAGAAGCUUUCAACUCCUAG